Acanthaster planci (crown-of-thorns starfish) is the source of this 1680-nucleotide messenger RNA. RefSeq lists its product as uncharacterized. The record is from RefSeq and is a predicted model, not a curated record. NCBI's taxonomy places the organism in Eukaryota, Metazoa, Echinodermata, Asteroidea, Valvatida, Acanthasteridae.
GGAUGACAGUCAAUAAAUGAUGAUUCAGCGUGCAGCAUUUUUAGUCGUUGCUUCACGGAACGAGGACUGCUGCCAUAUUUAUUAAUAUUUUUCGAGGAACAUGAGCUUAAUGGGUAACACGCGUAAGGGAAAACCAUACAUUUGGUCAAUUUCCUGUGUUUUAUGCUCCAGGGAUUUUGGCGUUUGGCUCCAGCUUAACUCCGAGAACCGAGCAGUCACGUUGCCAAAAUGUUAAGCAGGUGUGUGUUUUACCCACAUAUAAACUGUGGUUUCAGUACGCUAGCUUCAGAUGUAAUGACAGUGGCUCAACUUGUCACUCUGGGAACUAAGGUUUUCACAAGGCACCUUAAUGUCACAGUUGCAUCUCAUGUGAGAAGACACACAGAUGUGAUAUGCUUCUUUGAACCCCUGCGUCGCCACAGGAAAUGACUCUUAGACAAAGUGCGCCGACAGGGACGCUGUGAGUCGCUGGCCCAGAUGCUCUCUGCCUUUAGCUGAACGAACACGCAGUUUAAUAUCGAGAAGAGCUGAAAAUUCUUGGCUUUGGAGAAUGGCUCGCUUUGGCCUUAUUUUCAUCAUGUGUGCACUCACUUGCUUCGUUCCUUGCAAGCCUGGAGUUGUUUUAAGGAAAGAGUAUGAGAUCAGCCAGGGUAAGGGCGAUGGUGGUAAAUCAAGUAUUCAGGACAUCCGUACAGGCGGCCAUUUUUUGAGCAUGAUUUCCGAGCAGGCGCUUAAACUCGACCCGCCAAAAAUUCAAACAAAUUUCGGAGCAUGGCUAAACACGGACAAUGAGGGCCCACACAACCUUGAAGACUCAGGAUACAGACUCGCCGAGCAGUACCGCGAUAAACGAGCAUCUUGGCCUUGGUGGAAAAACAGUAAAAAAAAGAAGGGCGCCAGCGGAGUCCGUAAUAAAUGGAGAAGUCAAAAGAGGGGGCGUCCUACGUCUCAAGUUGCAGAAGAAGAUGAUAAUGACGACAGUGGGUGCUCAGAUAGCAGUUCAUCCGAAGAAGACGAAUCAGAAAUCAGAACACUGAAAAGAAAUCCUAGACCCUGGACAAACAAGAGGCGUGGUUCUUGGGGACGGGGGCGGGGAGGAGGAAACUCAUUCAACCGUGACGAUGACGAUGAAGAGAGACGAAGAAAACGAAGACCGUCAAAGCGUUGUAAGACCAGAAAUGGAGGCAAGGGGCUGUCUACUGCAUCGACAGAGACACAAACAACGGCAACUGUGACAGAGAGUACGACAACGAUGACAGCCACGACGACUCAACCGUCAACAACGACUGCGGUCCUGGAAACCACGCAAGCUGUUGAAACAACGCAGAUUCUCACGAGAAGUGCGUCUCAGUCACCAGCCCCAGAUCCACUGACUGAGAAGCAGGAAUCAACACUGGAGCCAACAACAGAGCAAGUGACGUCAACUACGGAAACACCGUCAACUACAAUCGAAAGGACAACGACUUCUGUAGUGAAAACACUUGGGAUUGAUCCUGAGCCGAAAUGAUGAUAUUGAAAGGAUAAAAGUCAUUACUGAAACUGCAAGAGGGCGUCCUCCUGCGGCAGCCAGUGAACAAAUAUUUUCACUGCCGAUCGCUAAUAAAUCCCAGGAAACCAAUGGAGCAGGACGUUGAAGAAAGCAUCGGAAAGCGUGGGAGACUUUUAACUUGUUUCUCAAAU